ACGUCUUUUUUUUAUUCCGAACCACGUUUAAAGAGAGAGGUAUUUUCAACAAGACAACACAGUUAACGUGCGAGGUUUGCGUGUGUCGUAAGAAUCUCGAGGGAGAGUCCAAAGUUGGACCUGCUUUUCAUCUGUUAAAUAGGCUAGUAUUUUCAUCAACACUACAAAGAGGGGUUUACAAUCUCUCACAACUUUUCCCGUGGUUUCCUUUUCGGCUUGUUGGACUGGAUAUUAUUUACUUUGGGACUAGUUUUGUGAAUCGGAUCCGGAGGGGUUCUCUCUAGACACUCUUUACUCUCGUCUCGAGGCUCAUUUGGAAACGUGCCUCUCAUAACGAAAUCACUCAUAUUCGCUAGCGGAACGGCUAUAGCGUUUAUUGAGGGAAUUUAUAUUUUCCACCCGAGAUCAGUUGGAAACUAUAAAAGACAAACUGUUCGAGGACGAUUUUCUAGAACUUCAGAGUCUUCUCUUUAUUGUAAGCGAAGUAUAUCAGCGAGGAUACGAAGGCUGUAGGAACUAUGCCUCAAAAAGAAUACUAUAACCGGGCCACGUGGGAGUCUGGCGUCGCGUCCAUGAUGCAAAACAGACAAGAGGUGUAUGACAUCUGUAACGAAGGUCACAGUGGAGUGAACCAGCUCGGCGGUGUGUUCGUCAACGGCAGACCGCUGCCAGACUCCACGAGACAGAAAAUAGUUGAACUCGCUCACAGUGGCGCGCGGCCGUGUGACAUAUCCCGGAUUCUGCAGACCCAUGCUGAUGCAAAAGUCCAAGUGCUGGACAAUGAAAACGUGUCGAACGGCUGCGUGAGUAAAAUCUUGGGUAGAUACUAUGAAACGGGCUCCAUCAGACCCAGGGCGAUCGGAGGAAGUAAACCACGAGUAGCGACUCCCGAGGUGGUCGGCAAAAUUGCCCAGUACAAGAGGGAGUGUCCGUCAAUCUUCGCGUGGGAAAUCCGAGACAGGCUGCUAUCAGACGGGGUCUGCACAAACGAUAACAUACCCAGUGUGUCAUCGAUAAACAGAGUACUGCGCAACCUGGCUAGCGAAAAGCAACAGAUGGGCGCAGAUGGCAUGUAUGAAAAGCUGAGGAUGCUGAACGGUCAGACCGGCACGUGGGGGACCCGGCCGGGAUGGUACCCCGGAACCUCAGUGCCAGGACAGCCCAAUCAAGAUGGCUGCCAACAAUCAGACGGAGGCGGUGAGAACACCAACUCAAUAAGCUCCAAUGGAGAGGAUUCAGAUGAGACCCAAAUGAGGCUUCAGCUAAAAAGAAAACUGCAAAGAAACCGCACAUCUUUCACACAAGAACAAAUAGAAGCACUUGAAAAAGAGUUCGAGAGAACGCACUAUCCUGACGUUUUUGCACGAGAGAGACUAGCUGCGAAAAUAGAUUUACCAGAAGCAAGAAUACAGGUGAGCGAAAAAAACCCCUCUAAAUUUAUAAAUUUAUAUAAUAAUUGUUACACUAGCGUUUAUCAGCCAAUCCCUCAGCCCACAACGCCAGUAUCCUUCACACCAGGCUCCAUGUUGGGAAGAUCAGACACAGCCCUUACGAACACAUACAGCGCCCUGCCACCAAUGCCAAGCUUCACCAUGGCCAACAACCUUCCUAUGCAACCCAGCCAGACCUCAUCCUACUCCUGCAUGUUGCCCACUAGUCCUUCAGUGAAUGGGCGGAGCUAUGACACAUACACACCCCCGCACAUGCAGGCACAUAUGAACAGCCAAUCAAUGGCCACCUCAGGCACAACCUCAACAGGUCUAAUCUCGCCUGGAGUGUCUGUACCAGUCCAAGUGCCAGGCAGUGAACCAGACAUGUCCCAGUACUGGCCCAGACUACAGUGAGAACAAGAACACACGAGAACAAAAACAAAGAGAAAGAAAACAGAGGAGAGGAAAAGAGAGAGGAGCUUCUUCACCUCCUGACGUCUUUCAGCUUCAAGGCAGGGCUGUUCAGCAGUAUUUAACUAUGGAAGGAAAAGAGGAGACUCUAAAGGACCCUUUUGUACUGGGAUAGUGCCACUUCUCUAUCAUUCUUUGGACACAAAGACUUGAAGAAUAAAAGAGAACAGACUUCUGUAAAGUGCCCGGUAUUAUAUCGUAAAAUGAAAAAAAAAAAAUCUGUUUUUCAGUUUCCAACCUAAGUCAUUUUGAUGUAUUUGUACAUGUAAUGGCCAAUUGUAUGUUAUGACAAAAAGAAAAAGAAAAAAAAAGAAGAACAACCAUGGACUGUCAAACCAAGUUGGUCUUGCAUCAGUGAGAGGAGGAUCAUUUGUGCAGGCUUAUUCAUCAUUCUUUUUUCAUCAUCAGCUGAUAUCAAGAACUGCCCAUUUCUGUUUCAAAUGUGGACCUGUAGAAACAAACAAUCUCUGUAUCAUUUCAAGACAAAAAUAGCAACAGAGUUCAAAGGAAGCCAAUCCAGAAAUUGUUUUCCAAAGCUUGCAGACAAAAGUAAGCUAUUUGUUGAACAUGGCGACUGCUGAACCGGAGGAGGAAAAUGUUUGGUAGUUUAAAACGGUAGAUUGUGUCUUCGGUAUAAUUCAGUUUUGCUUAUGUCAACAUGUAAGUAUUUGUCUUCCCUAGAAGUCUCGCAGAACAAUUUCUUUAAUAAAAUUAAUUUCAUUUUA
Messenger RNA from Sinocyclocheilus rhinocerous, 2626 nucleotides. Its product is annotated as paired box protein Pax-6. The record is from RefSeq and is a predicted model, not a curated record. Gene Ontology annotation, biological process: anatomical structure development; regulation of transcription by RNA polymerase II. Gene Ontology annotation, molecular function: DNA-binding transcription factor activity, RNA polymerase II-specific; RNA polymerase II cis-regulatory region sequence-specific DNA binding. Lineage: Eukaryota; Metazoa; Chordata; Actinopteri; Cypriniformes; Cyprinidae. Bases 519 to 1844 code for a protein of 441 amino acids. The transcript has 14 exons.